Messenger RNA from Drosophila ananassae, 1572 nucleotides. Its product is annotated as UDP-glycosyltransferase UGT5-like. Lineage: Eukaryota; Metazoa; Arthropoda; Insecta; Diptera; Drosophilidae. The transcript has 2 exons. The record is from RefSeq and is a predicted model, not a curated record. The coding region runs from base 1 to 1572 and encodes 523 amino acids. Gene Ontology annotation, molecular function: UDP-glycosyltransferase activity.
AUGGCAGUGCUUUACUUUGCCGGGUUUUUGGCUCUAGUCGCCAGUGCCAAUGGGGCCAAUAUCCUCGGGUUAUUCGCUGGGCUGAGUCCAUCCCACUUGAUCAUCCAACUGUCAAUGGCACAGAUUUUGGCAGAGCAGGGACAUAAUAUGACAGUAGUGACCGUCGUGGAGCCCCCUUUCACACACAAGGACAUCACGUAUGUACGGAUUCCACUCGGAAAGGAAGAUUUUCAAGGAUUCAGCGCAAUUAUCAGCGAGAUUGCCAAAAAGGACAACAGCAAUGUCUUUACGUUUUUAUGGGCAAUCUUCAGUGGCUCCAGCGAACUGUCCUCCAGAAUGAGUAGCAUCGUAAAGCAUCCGCUGUAUAAGGACUUGUAUGAGAACCAGGACAAUAACUUCGAUCUGGUUAUAGUGGGAUACUUUGUGAACAGCUUCCAAUUGGCAUUGGCCCAUAAGCUGAAGGUGCCGCAAGUAUUGGCCAUAUCGAACCCACCCUGCUAUAUUGGCCACAAGCUCGGGAAUCCCCCAGAGGUGUCCUAUGUGCCAUCCACCUACAUGGUCAGCGCUCAGGCGGACGUUGUAGGGAUUGGAAACCGUUUCACAAACCUGUUGUACCUCGCGGCAGAGAGAGUAUUUUGGUAUUUCUUGGAAUAUUAUAGCGAAAUAACCUACAGUUACAGCGACUUGGAUAAAAACGUCUCCCUUAUCUUCUUCGCAUCCCAUGGAAUAAGCGAACGAUCUAUCCGCCCCAACCUCCCCACUGUGAUUGAAGUGGGGGGAAUCCAGAUCAAAGAGACACCGGAUCCACUGCCUCAGAACUUGGAAGAGUUCCUGAAGGACGCCCCAGAUGGAGCUAUUCUUCUCAGCCUGGGCACUAACAUAAAGCGCUCCCAUUUAAGCCAAGAAACAGUGGGGACAAUGUUCAAUGUCCUCUCCCACCUGAAGCAAAAGGUGAUUUGGAAGUGGGAUGACUUCGACAACUUGCCUGGCAAGUCGGACAACAUCCUGUACGCCCACUGGCUGCCCCAGGACGACAUCCUGGCGCACCCCAACAUCAAGUUGUUCAUCACCCACGCAGGAAAAGGAGGCAUAACGGAGGCCCAGUACCACGGCAAGCCCAUGCUGGCACUUCCGGUGUUUUUUGACCAGCCUCAGAAUGCAAAAGCUAUGGAGCAGCAGGGUUUCGGGAUAAUUCAGAGCAUACACAACUUGGAUGAGCAGUCAUUCGCGGAGGGUAUUCGGAAAGUCCUGGAGAAUCCAAAGUAUGCCCGUGCAGUAAAGUCCUUUUCUACUUUAUAUCGCGAUCGUCCUACGACUGCAAAGGCCUCGCUGAUAUACUGGGUGGACUACGUGAUUCGACACCAUGGAGCUAAGCACUUGCAGUCCCCGGUGGUCCACAUGAGCUUCAUAGCUGUCUACAAUUUGGAUGUUUUCACCAUACUUCUAGGGACAAUUGUUGUCAUCUGGAUUAUUUUGAAGGCUGUGGCAAGAUUCAUAAUCAGGAAACUGAGAAGAACGACAAUAGAUCCGCACCCAAAAAAAUUCAAGAAUCUUAAAAUAAAAACCAAUUAA